This is a messenger RNA of Archocentrus centrarchus (flier cichlid), 3377 nucleotides long. It is a transcript of the gene calcoco2, whose product is annotated as calcium binding and coiled-coil domain 2. The transcript has 15 exons. NCBI's taxonomy places the organism in Eukaryota, Metazoa, Chordata, Actinopteri, Cichliformes, Cichlidae. The record is from RefSeq and is a predicted model, not a curated record.
UGCUGGGAAAACAAAUGUCCGAUGAGCACGUGAAGGCAGCACUCAGCUGGUCGUUUCGGAGCGGACAGCAGAGCACGACACUGACAACUGACAGCAAAUAUACUGCAUCUCAGCAUGGAGAGCCCUACUGCCGCAGUGCGUGCUGAGGCAGCAGACCCCUCAGCACCCACCUUCUCCCAGGUGGUGUUCACUGACAUCCCUCAGUCAUACCCACCAUCCAGCAACAUCACCUGCAACUACAGCCUCACUGCUGCCUUCCAGCCCAACCCCAGGGACUGGGUGGGCAUUUUUAAGGUGGGGUGGAGCACAACGAAAGAUUAUCAUACCUUUGUGUGGGUGGAGCCAUGUCUGGACGUAGUUGGGGAACAGACAAUGACGAGGCAUGCUUUUUUCAAGGAUUACUACCUGCCUAAAGACGAGAUCGAGUUCUACCAGUUCUGCUACGUCGACAGCACCGGGCAGGUGCGAGGAGCCAGCACUCCUUUCUGUUUCAAAAGUCCAUCAGAGCAGAGCCUGGAGAGCAGCCCGGAGGACGACCUCCUGGUUAUCACGACGCAGGAUCAAGUCGAGCAGAGCGUACGUGAGAAAGCUGAAAUGCAGAAAGAGCUGGAUCACAUAAGAGCUGAAAACAAAACCUUAAGGAGUGCUCUGCAGAGGGAGCAGCAGCAAGCUGCCAGCUUACAGGGGCAGAAUGAGCAGAAAGAGAAAGAAAAAGAUGAACUGGUCAGUGAACUGCUUCAUACCCAGCAGCAGGUUGAAACCCUGAGAAGCUCUUUGCAGCAGCAGCUGAAGGAAAAUGACCGCUUGAAGGAGGAGAUGGCGAUCCAGAUGACGAAGCAGAUGGAAAUACAGCAGAGUAGCAUCACUGAGAAGAGGGAACGGAGCUCAUCGAGAACAUGUGAGGAGAAAUACGAUCGAGCUGUUCAGAAGAUCAACCAGCUGAAAGAGGAGCGCGACAAGCUGAAGGAGAGGGUUGAGGCCCAGAGUGAGGAGAUCUCCAGGCUGAAUGCAAAAGUCAGAGAAGGCGAACGGGAGCUGUUCAGAGCAAAAGACAGCAUCCAGCUCAUCGAGGUCGACCUUCAGAGCAGCACGAAAGAGAAGGAGCGGCUCGCUGCAGAGCUGCAAAGGCUGCAGAGCCACGCCAACAGCAUGGACAAAAUGCAGAGAGAGAACCAGGACUUACACAGGAGGCUUUCAGUGCAGGAGACACAGCAGAACCCCCUCAGAUGACCUAAAGGUCAGUGUCAGACUCUUACCAGACAGCUACAGGAGAUUCAGGCCAAGCUGGCAGCUGAAAACGAGGAGACCAGAAAUGCUAAGACACGUAAUGAGUAUUUGCGUACUGAGAUGGAACAAAUGCGUGAGCAGCUGGAGAAUGUGUCCAAAGCGCUUGAUGCAGAAAGACAGAAAAGCAGCAAAUUUGAGCUGCAAAUCACCGACGUUAAUGAAAUGCUGGCAGAUAAGAACAUCAUCAUAGAUGAUAGCAACAGAGCCAUAGGCCUGAAGGACAAAGAGAUCAGACUCCUGACACAAGAGAACGAGGAGCUUGCUCAAGAAAACCGGACUCUCAAAGGUGACAUUCAGGAACUGCGCAGAAUUUAUACAGAGGUUCCCACAACUCCCCCGGCCUCUGUGUACCUGCAGCCUGACGACACCGCACCACCUGCUGACACGUCAGCCUCCCAGCACCUGCAGGAGCACCUUUAUGAAACCAUAGAACCAGAGGACGAGGGGUCACUGGUGUGUCGUCACUGCCGCGAGAGGUUCCCCGGCAUCACCCCAGAGGAACUGGAGCAGCACGAGCAGUGUCACCGCGUGUGCCCCUUCUGCUCGAUGAUCUGCGACAGGAUGGACCAGUCCACGUUUGAAGAUCACGUCUACAGCCAUUAGGAGAGAGCGCGGCACCACUGUGGUUUGAAUAAGUCUUAAAAAAUGGGUGGUCAUUCAUUUGAUGUAAAUCACAUCCUCAUCGUGUUAUUUCCGAAGCAUCUUGGCUUCAAGUGCCCAACAUGUCAGGCUUCAGACACCAGAAACCUGCCUGUGUUCCAUAAUCCUUCACAGUGGACAUCACGCUCUUGUUACUGCAUUUUAAAAAGAGCUCAUUGUUUGGAAAUGUCUGCAAAGAUAUAAAAGCUCUGGGCUAAAAGCAGCAGGUGGCACAAGCACAACUUCACUGCUUACAUUUUUCUUUGUGGUAUUAAAUCACUGGCAAAAAGUUCACGACACACAAUGCAUGCACAGAUAUUUAGAUCUGCCUUCUGCUGUGAGUAUUAACAAGGGAGGCGUCAGCCGACCGCAGCCAACGCCUCAUUUAACCUACUUAGGACCUCUGAAUGCAAGCUGAAAAUUAGUACACACACACACACGUUAUAAACACACACUGGUGGUCGUCAUUUUUACAUUAAGGUACUUUAAAUUUAUCAGGUUAGGGAUUAAAUACAAAACAUUAUGAGUAUGGGGAAUAUUUAGACACCCAAAACACGACUGUUUGAAGCCCUUCCACAUACACAGAUUUAACUUCAAGUGACUGGAGGUGACGUGUGUUGAUUAUGUUUAAUGGUAAAAAUGUUUUCUACCGCUUUUUUUUUUUUCUUCUUCUCGGAUGUGGUGAGGAAAAUGGAAGCUGUGUGGGAAUGUUUGGAAGUUCUGAAUUUUAUAGGCUUUUCCUAAGCACUGCAUUGUGAUGCUUCACUGCUAAAGCAGCCUUGAGGCAGAGAUCCCCUCUGAGGUUUAAGUCAUCAUUGAUCACCCUAAACUUUUGCAAUCGCAAUAUCUUACGCUAUUAAGUCUCAGCAAUCAGGGCAGAAUAUCAGUCUUUGAUAAGGAGGAAGUAUAGUUGAUUUAAAAAAAACUUAUUUUUUGUCUCAGCUCACAGGGAAAAAAAUGUUUCUGCAGUUUUUCUUCUUUCCAUCAUGAGCAUGAGAUGAGAUAUAAUCUGAAACUUUGUAGUCUAAAAUCCCAUCUCUGCAAAAUAUUAGUAAGCUGAGUUUUAAUGUGAGAAAGCGCCAGACUAGAGUUUUUGUUUUUUUUUAUUUUAAUUUUAAGUCAAUGGCAUUUGUGACACUUUUGAAUAUAGCUAAAAGUGUGUGGACUUUCAUAAAUGAUCCUUGAAGUCGACAAAUGCAGCAUUUUAGAUCUGAGAAUAUUUGAAUGUAAUAUUAACCAGUUAUUAAUUCUUUGCACUUCUCUCUAAAAGGAACUUGUGAUCAGCUAUAACCACAUCAUAUAUUUAACCAGGUUUUUUCUGAUUAUUUGAACAUGUUUUCUGGUUGGUAACACAGUGGAUUUAUAUAAAAGUAAAUAAAUCAUACCAAGUAAAUAAAUGUAAGUGCAUUUUAUUGCAGAAUAAUAAAAAAAAAAGGCAACAAAACUGAGAA